CUGAGCGUCAAUGUUAUCAAACGCCAUUGGAUAGAGGAACAGACGCCUUUCAUCUACCUGAACAAGAUAAACAAACGACAAGGUUUUUUUCUAUGUGUGAGUGAUUAAGCCAACAGUAAGCAUGCUGACUGCACAGAGGGCAUGUGCAGCAAUAGCUGCCCGGCACUUGGUUAGAGCUUCAGUGUCCUCAUCCUCUUUGAUCCAUACUUCAGUGCCUUGUCAGGACCAUGCUGAGCUGCAUCCUGAAUGGGCCAAUCUGGCUAAGAAACAGCUGAAGGGGAAGAACCCAGAAGAUCUGAUCUGGCGCACUCCUGAGGGAAUUAACAUUAAGCCUGUGUACACGAAAGCAGACUCACAAGAUGUUGCUGAUGAACUGCCAGGAGUGUUUCCUUACACUAGAGGGCCCUAUCCCACCAUGUACACUUAUAGACCUUGGACUAUCAGGCAGUAUGCUGGCUUCAGCACUGUGGAGGAGAGCAAUAAGUUCUAUAAAGAUAACAUAAAGGCUGGUCAGCAGGGUCUUUCUGUGGCCUUUGACCUCCCGACACACCGUGGUUAUGACUCAGACAACCCUAGGGUCCACGGAGGUGGCAUGGCUGGAGUGGCUAUAGAUACAGUUGAGGACAUGAAGAUGCUCUUUGAUGGAAUCCCACUGGAGAAGAUGUCUGUUUCAAUGACUAUGAAUGGAGCAGUUAUCCCUGUGUUGGCAAUGUUUAUUGUUACGGGAGAUGAGCAGGGGGUUCCCAAAGACAAACUAACUGGGACGAUUCAGAAUGAUAUUUUGAAGGAAUUUAUGGUGCGCAAUACCUAUAUUUUCCCCCCAGAACCUUCCAUGCACGCCAUUGCAGACAUCUUUGCAUAUACCUCUAAGCACAUGCCUAAGUUCAACUCCAUAUCCAUCAGUGGCUACCAUCUUCAGGAGGCCGGUGCUGAUGCCAUCUUGGAAGUAGCCUACACCAUUGCUAAUGGCCUGGAGUACUGCCGCACUGGUCUGAAAGCAGGUUUAACCAUCGAUGAAUUUGCUCCAAGGCUGUCGUUCUUCUGGGGUAUUGGUAUGAACUUCUACAUGGAAAUUGCCAAGCUGAGGGCAGCCAGGAGGUUGUGGGCCACACUCAUUAAAGAAAAUUUCCAGCCCAAGAAUGCCAAGUCUCUCCUCCUGCGCACACACUGUCAGACUUCAGGCUGGUCUCUCACUGAACAAGAUCCGUACAACAACGUGAUCCGCACAGUGAUUGAAGCCAUGGCAGCUGUGUUUGGGGGCACCCAGUCACUGCACACCAACUCUUUCGACGAAGCUCUGGGUUUGCCCACCGUGAAGAGCGCUCGCAUCGCCAGGAACACCCAGAUCAUCGUUCAGGAGGAGUCAGGCAUCCCCAAAGUUGCAGAUCCUUGGGGGGGCUCACACAUGAUGGAGGCUCUCACAAACGAUGUCUAUAACACUGCUUUGAAGUUUAUUAAAGACAUUGAAGAGAUGGGAGGGAUGGCCAGAGCUGUAGCAGAGGGGAUUCCAAAGCUUCGUAUUGAGGAAUGUGCUGCUCGUAGACAGGCCCGCAUUGAUUCAGGAUCAGAAGUUAUUGUUGGUGUGAACAAGUACCGUCUGGAGAAGGAGGAGACGGUGGAGGUCCUGGCCAUAGAUAACACGGCUGUACGUCAGAAACAGAUUGAGAAACUGAAAAAGGUGAGGGAGAGUCGUGAUCCUGAGAAAGCGAAGUCGUGUCUGGCAGCCAUCGAGGAGUGUGCCCGAACCAGGGAGGGCAACCUUUUAGCCCUGGCUGUGGAGGCAGCACGAGCCAGAUGCUCUGUUGGUGAAAUAACUGAUGCCAUGAAGAAGGUGUUUGGUGAACACAAGGCCAGCACCAGGAUGGUGAGCGGGGCUUAUCGCACCGAGUUCGGAGAGCAUGAGAUCACCCUGGCCAACAACAGAGUUACAGAGUUUAAGAGGCACGAGGGGAGGAACCCUCGAUUGCUGGUGGCAAAGAUGGGGCAGGAUGGUCAUGACAGAGGUGCCAAAGUUAUUGACGGGUUUGCAGACCUGGGCUUCGAUGUAGACAUUGGACCGCUGUUUCAGACCCCCCGUGAGGUGGCCCAGCAGGCGGUCGACGCAGACGUUCACUGCGUCGGGGUCAGCACACUGGCCGCAGGACACAAGACCCUGGUGCCAGAGCUCAUCAAGGAACUACGGAAGCUCAACAGGCCAGAUAUCCUUGUCAUCUGUGGAGGUGUCAUCCCACCCCAGGACUACGAGUUCUUGUACGAGAGCGGCGUACUCGCCAUCUUCGGCCCGGAAACCAGGAUCCCACAGGCAGUGGAGGUUAUCGACAACAUUGAAAAGAGCCUGGAAAAGAAUCGCAAAGCCAUGUGA
This is a messenger RNA of Archocentrus centrarchus (flier cichlid), 2362 nucleotides long. RefSeq names its product methylmalonyl CoA mutase (gene mmut). Gene Ontology annotation, molecular function: methylmalonyl-CoA mutase activity; cobalamin binding; metal ion binding. The record is from RefSeq and is a predicted model, not a curated record. Gene Ontology annotation, cellular component: cytoplasm; mitochondrion. NCBI's taxonomy places the organism in Eukaryota, Metazoa, Chordata, Actinopteri, Cichliformes, Cichlidae.